GCCCCCGGCGACACGCGGCGUCCUCAGCGCCCGGGCGGGCGGGCGCAGGACAGCCCGGGCGCCCGCGGGGGACGCACGGAGGGCGCCGCGUUCGCGCUGUCCCGAGCCAGGCCCGCCGCGGCCGGAGCCCAUGAGCGCCAUGCGCCUGCUGACACUCGCCCUGCUCUUCUCCUGCUCCUUCGCCCGCGCCGCCUGCGACCCCAAGAUCGUCAACAUCGGCGCGGUGCUGAGCACGCGGAAGCACGAACAGAUGUUCCGCGAGGCCGUGAACCAGGCCAACAAGCGGCAUGGCUCCUGGAAGAUCCAGCUCAACGCCACCUCCGUCACCCACAAGCCCAACGCCAUCCAGAUGGCCCUGUCGGUGUGCGAGGACCUCAUCUCCAGCCAGGUCUACGCCAUCCUAGUUAGCCACCCACCUACCCCCAACGACCACUUCACUCCCACCCCCGUCUCCUACACCGCCGGCUUCUACCGCAUCCCCGUGCUGGGGCUGACCACCCGAAUGUCCAUCUACUCGGACAAGAGCAUCCACCUGAGCUUCCUGCGCACGGUGCCGCCCUACUCCCACCAGUCGAGCGUCUGGUUCGAGAUGAUGCGCGUCUACAGCUGGAACCACGUCAUCCUGCUGGUCAGCGACGACCACGAGGGCCGGGCGGCGCAGAAGCGCCUGGAGACGCUGCUGGAGGAGCGCGAGUCCAAGAGUAAAAAAAGGAACUAUGAAAACCUCGACCAACUGUCCUAUGACAACAAGCGCGGACCCAAGGCAGAGAAGGUGCUGCAGUUCGACCCGGGGACCAAGAACGUCACGGCGCUGCUGAUGGAGGCCCGAGAGCUGGAGGCCCGUGUCAUCAUCCUCUCUGCCAGCGAGGACGACGCCGCCACCGUGUACCGCGCAGCCGCGAUGCUGAACAUGACGGGCUCGGGGUACGUGUGGCUGGUCGGGGAGCGCGAGAUCUCGGGGAACGCCCUGCGCUACGCCCCCGACGGCAUCAUCGGGCUGCAGCUCAUCAACGGCAAGAACGAGUCCGCGCACAUCAGCGACGCGGUGGGCGUGGUGGCGCAGGCGGUGCACGACCUCCUGGAGAAGGAGAACAUCACCGACCCCCCGCGCGGCUGCGUGGGCAACACCAACAUCUGGAAGACCGGGCCGCUCUUCAAGAUGUGGAGGAGGACCGCAUGCGAGGAUGGGAGCUCCCCCCAGGGCGCCCCCAUGCUGGCUUGCUACAAACCUGCACUCUUCACCACACCAGCCCCGCCAGCCACCGAACAGACACCCAAAGGCAAGGACUUCAUGUUUCCAAUUGUGACGAUCCACCAGGAGCCCUUCGUGUACGUCAAGCCCACGCUGAGCGACGGGACGUGCAGGGAGGAGUUCACGGUCAACGGCGACCCGGUCAAGAAGGUGAUCUGCACCGGGCCCAACGACACGUCUCCGGGCAGCCCGCGCCACACGGUGCCGCAGUGCUGCUACGGCUUCUGCAUCGACCUGCUCAUCAAGCUGGCGCGCACCAUGAACUUCACCUACGAGGUGCACCUGGUGGCCGACGGCAAGUUCGGCACGCAGGAGCGGGUGAACAACAGCAACAAGAAGGAGUGGAACGGGAUGAUGGGCGAGCUGCUCAGCGGGCAGGCGGACAUGAUCGUGGCACCACUGACCAUCAACAAUGAGCGGGCGCAGUACAUCGAGUUCUCCAAGCCCUUCAAGUACCAGGGCUUGACCAUUCUGGUCAAGAAGGAGAUCCCCCGGAGCACGCUGGAUUCAUUCAUGCAGCCCUUCCAGAGCACCCUGUGGCUGCUGGUGGGACUGUCUGUGCACGUGGUGGCCGUGAUGCUGUACCUGCUGGACCGCUUCAGCCCCUUUGGUCGGUUCAAGGUGAACAGCGAGGAGGAGGAGGAGGACGCGCUGACCCUAUCCUCGGCCAUGUGGUUCUCCUGGGGCGUCCUGCUCAACUCUGGCAUCGGGGAAGGUGCUCCCCGAAGCUUCUCCGCACGCAUCCUGGGCAUGGUGUGGGCCGGCUUCGCCAUGAUCAUCGUGGCCUCCUACACUGCCAACCUGGCAGCCUUCCUGGUGCUGGACCGGCCAGAGGAGCGCAUUACGGGCAUCAACGACCCACGGCUGAGGAACCCCUCGGACAAGUUCAUCUACGCGACCGUGAAGCAGAGCUCGGUGGACAUCUACUUCCGGCGGCAGGUGGAGCUGAGCACCAUGUACCGGCACAUGGAGAAGCACAACUACGAGAGCGCAGCGGAGGCCAUCCAGGCCGUGAGGGACAACAAGCUGCACGCCUUCAUCUGGGACUCGGCGGUGCUGGAGUUCGAGGCCUCGCAGAAGUGUGACCUGGUGACUACAGGCGAGCUGUUCUUCCGCUCUGGCUUUGGCAUAGGCAUGCGCAAGGACAGCCCUUGGAAGCAGAACGUCUCCCUGUCCAUCCUCAAGUCCCACGAGAAUGGCUUCAUGGAAGACCUGGACAAGACGUGGGUUCGGUACCAGGAAUGUGACUCACGCAGCAACGCCCCCGCGACCCUCACUUUCGAGAACAUGGCAGGGGUCUUCAUGCUGGUGGCCGGGGGCAUCGUGGCCGGGAUCUUCCUGAUUUUCAUUGAGAUUGCGUACAAGCGGCACAAAGACGCCCGCCGGAAGCAGAUGCAGCUGGCCUUCGCAGCGGUGAACGUGUGGAGGAAGAACCUGCAGGAUAGAAAGAGUGGUAGAGCAGAGCCCGACCCUAAAAAGAAAGCCACAUUUAGGGCUAUCACCUCCACCCUGGCUUCCAGCUUCAAGAGACGUAGGUCCUCCAAAGACACGCAGUACCAUCCCUCUGAUAUCUCGGGCCCGCUCAACCUCUCAGAUCCCUCGGUCAGCACCGUGGUGUGAGGCCCCCGGAGGCGCCCACCUGCCCAGUUAGCCCGGCCAAGGACACUGAUGGGUCCUGCUGCUCGGGAAGGCCUGAGGGAAGCCCACCCACCCCAGAGACUGCCCACCCUGGGCCUCCGGGCUGUCCGCCCACCCGCCCUACUGCCUGGCGGGCAGCUCCUGCCGGACCGAGGUGCGGACCGGAGCGGCUGAGGACGGGUCAGAGCCGAGCCGGCUGGGCAGGGCCGCAGGGCGCUCCGGCAGAGGCAGGGCCCUGGGGUCUCUGAGCAGUGGGAGAGGGCCUGACCGGCCCCGCGGAGGGGCUUGGAGCAGAGACGGCAGCCCCGCCCUGCGCCAAGGCGGGAGCCACAGCCCCAGCUGGCCGGGUCGCCCUCUUGCAGCGCCUGCGCUCCUCGGCAGCCUGAGCUCCACCCUCUCCUCUUCCUGCUGCACCCCACCCACGCCCCACCUACCCCUGGACCCCGCGCCGGGGCUGGCCCUGCCCGUCUCCCACGGCCGCCCCUGACUCCCCAGCUGGCAGCGCUGCCCAGAGGCGCGCUCGGGCUCCCAGCUGCCUCGGGCCUCCUCCCCCAGACUCGAGAGGGCUGAGCCCUUCUCUUCUCGUCCGGCCUGCAGCCCAGGACGGGCUUCCCCAGACGCUGGCUCGGGACUGUCUUCAACCCUGCCUUGCACCUUGGGCACGGGAGAGCGCCACCGCCCGCCGUCCCCCACCUUGUACAGGACCAGCCUUCCCAGUGCCCGGGCGCGCGCCUUUCCCGUGCGGCCCGUGCGCAGCCGCGCUCCGCCCCCGCCCCCAACCCGGUGUGUGCAGUGGUGAUGCCUAAAGGAAUGUCACAAGAUUUUC
Molecule: messenger RNA, 3716 nt
Organism: Microcebus murinus (gray mouse lemur)
Lineage: Eukaryota; Metazoa; Chordata; Mammalia; Primates; Cheirogaleidae
Source: RefSeq, a predicted model, not a curated record